UGGCCGGAUUUGAAGAGUUCUGUCAUCCGCGGAUUACUGCCCAAGGCUGCGGAAAGGUGUCGCCUGGAGGGGCUGCAGAUUCCUGACUCAGCUCUGCGUGGGCCUUUCCGGUCACGUGCUGUACGGAGCAGCGGCCUGACGCGUUAUUGCUAGGCAACGCUUGCAAGCUUCGACCUACGCUGGAUCGCAGCAGUGGAGGAUCUGGGCGCCGCGGGCCGGCAUGGACCAGUACUGUAUCCUCGGACGCAUCGGGGAGGGCGCCCACGGCAUCGUCUUCAAAGCCAAGCACGUAGAGACUGGAGAGAUCGUUGCCCUCAAGAAGGUGGCCCUGCGGCGGCUGGAGGAUGGCAUUCCUAACCAGGCCCUAAGGGAAAUCAAGGCUCUGCAGGAGAUCGAGGACAGUCAGUAUGUGGUACAGCUGAAGGCCGUGUUCCCACAUGGUGCAGGAUUUGUGCUGGCCUUCGAGUUCAUGCUGUCAGACCUGGCGGAGGUGGUGCGCCAUGCCCAGAGGCCACUGGCCCCAGCACAGGUCAAGAGCUACCUGCAGAUGCUGCUCAAAGGUGUCGCGUUUUGCCAUGCCAACAACAUUGUGCAUCGGGACCUGAAGCCUGCCAACCUGCUUAUCAGUGCCUCAGGCCAGCUCAAGAUAGCUGACUUUGGCCUGGCUCGGGUUUUCUCUCCAGACAGCGGUCGCCUCUACACGCAUCAGGUGGCCACCAGGUGGUACCGAGCUCCUGAGCUCCUGUACGGUGCUCGGCAGUAUGACCAGGGCGUCGACCUAUGGGCUGUGGGCUGCAUUAUGGGAGAGCUGUUGAAUGGGUCCCCCCUGUUCCCAGGAGAAAAUGACAUCGAGCAACUUUGCUGUGUGCUUCGAAUCCUGGGCACCCCCAGUCCUCGAGUCUGGCCGGAGAUCACAGAGCUGCCUGACUACAACAAGAUCUCCUUCAAGGAGCAGGCACCCAUAGCCCUGGAGGAGGUGCUGCCUGACGCCUCUCCCCAGGCCUUGGAUCUGCUCGGUCAGUUCCUCCUCUACCCUCCACACCAGCGUAUCGCAGCCUCCCAGGCCCUUCUACACCAGUACUUCUUCACAGCUCCUCUGCCUGCCCAUCCAUCUGAGCUGCCAGUUCCUCAGCGCCCAGGAGGACCUGCACCCAAGGCUCACCCAGGCCCUCCCCAUGUCCAUGACUUCCAUGUGGACCGGCCUCUUGAGGAGUCACUGCUAAACCCAGAGCUGAUUCGGCCAUUCAUCCCGGAGGGGUGAGAUGGCUUGCCCAAUCCUGCCUGCUUGCCCCAGGAACACCUAGACAGCCAUUCCUCUGCCUCUUCCUGAUUUCCGUCCAUGGCCUCCUCAUGGAUAUACACGCUACACGUCGUCCUACUCCUUAGCCUGCUUGAGGGCUGGGCUCCAGGAGGCAGAACCAUGAAGAUGUCCUGCUCAUAGCCUCCAUAAAGAACAAACUGUGUGCUUCCCCAGGGCUGGCGCUCAGUGGUGUCACCUGUCUUGGAGAUGGUUCUCCACGCUCUGUCUCCUGUUCAAGCACAUUGCUAUUACAGCACCACCUGGAGAGGCACAGAGAGUAAGCUGUCUCCAUACUGGGAAGGCAGCCUUGCUUUGGUUUGGUUUCUAGAGCACUCUGGGCCUGCAUUUGAGAUUCAAAUAAAAUCCCUAUGUGCUUCUGCCUGUUUCUACUAGGGAAAUUAACAAGGGUGAAUCAUAGGGG
Molecule: messenger RNA, 1721 nt
Organism: Phodopus roborovskii (desert hamster)
Lineage: Eukaryota; Metazoa; Chordata; Mammalia; Rodentia; Cricetidae
Gene: Cdk20
Product: cyclin dependent kinase 20
Exons: 8
Coding region: 221-1261 (346 amino acids)
Biological process (GO): protein phosphorylation
Cellular component (GO): nucleus
Molecular function (GO): ATP binding; cyclin-dependent protein serine/threonine kinase activity
Source: RefSeq, a predicted model, not a curated record